AUGGAUCCAUCUCAAUCUAAUAGUGGCCAGCCCCCACAAGAGGAUACUGCCGCACGCCGAAAACGCGCGGGGAGAAAGUAUACAUCUCGAGCCUGUGAGGAAUGUCGCCGCCGCCGAGCAAAGUACAUGUAUAAAUUUGUCUCCAACUUGAAGUUCACGAUUAACGCAUUCUUUAUUAGUGUGAUGGCACGCGCCCGUCUUGCUCACGAUGUCUUGAUCGAGGUAUUCGAUGCCAAUAUUCAACCGCCGAAGAUGGAAGACAGCCCGCACCAAAGGCAUAUGUAG
Penicillium angulare is the source of this 285-nucleotide messenger RNA. Its product is annotated as transcriptional regulator family TF. The record is from RefSeq and is a predicted model, not a curated record. Bases 1 to 285 code for a protein of 94 amino acids. The transcript has 2 exons. Lineage: Eukaryota; Fungi; Ascomycota; Eurotiomycetes; Eurotiales; Aspergillaceae.